GUAUCUGAUCUUGAUUCUCUGCGUUCGACGUUUAAACAUCUGCUCGGAUGAGGAUCUUGUCUCGCCGUUCAUUUGAAUCAAUUGUUCGAUUGUGUAAGUGUUGUUUUUCGUUCGGUGUAACGCGUGCGUUUUUCUGACAGGCCGCAAUCCAACGUGGCAUUUUUAAUUAGUGAAACGAUUCUCGAUAAUCGCAGAUUGUGAUCGUCUAUCGAUCGCAACUCACUGACUCGUUUGUUAUAUUCGCUGUUGUCACACUAUUUGCGCCGUGAACAUUUCACAACCAAAACGAUUCUCGAUAAUCGCAGAUCGUUCGUAUAUCGACCAUGUAAUUAAUUGUCGUUUCUUACGGCUGUAUUUUUUGCGAUUCGUUAAGACUUUUUUUUUCGUUAAUACUCGUUCGUUAAUUUUGUCAUUUUACAAUGUUCUUAAUUACCGACUGUUUUGAGUGGCAUUGUGAGGUGAUGAUACUUUUGACAUGACAUGAUGUGAUUUUUUUUUGCGUACUGUUUGAAUGCACGUGCGUCACGUGAGUUAAGUGAUCGGUGUGCGAAAGCAUGCCGUCGUUCGAUCUUUUUGCGCAAGAAUCCGCAAGUGUCAAAUCAAGCAAUCACGCCAACUUCGUCAAAAUGAUACCACACUAUAACCAGACGAAUUUGGAUGUUCCGUAUCGUCAGCAGCAACAGCAGCAGCAACAGCAGCAACAACAACAGCAGCAUCAACAGCAAACCUUUAAUAAUCCAGGAAUCGCGCAUAAUCAGCUGUUGAUGCAACAAACGCAGCAACAACAAACACUUGCGCAACAACAAGCUCAACCGUAUACGACCAUGAUCGCCGCCACAGCCAUUGAUAAUCCGCAGCAUCAAUUGUACGGAUAUCCGUCGAAAGGAUCAUCCCCCACAUCGACUCUGCCUCAUCUUUAUCAUCAUCACCAUCAGACGAACUCGAUCUCGUCGUUGCUCACCGCUGAGGUAUUGAGCUGGUCUUAUUCCGGUUUGCCGACGUAUCAACAACAACUUCUAUUCCAGCAACAGCCGUAUCUUCACUCGACGUCGCAGCAAUUGCAACGAAAUUAUCACCAACGUCCGUCCUCGCAGCAGUCCUACGGGGGACACUCGCCACCGUCUCUGCAGCAGCAACAUCUUCAGCAGAACUCGUCGUCGCAGCAGAACUAUCAGCAGCAUCAGUCGCCGCCGCAGAACUAUCAGCAGCAACACCCGUCGCCGCCGCGCAACUAUCAGCAGCAUCCGUCGCCGAAUUAUCAGCAAAACUCGACGUCGCCGUUGAACUUUCAACAACGCCCGUCGCCGCAGUCCUAUCAGCAGCAAUCCUCGCCGCAUCAGUCUUCCCCUCAGCAACCCUAUCAGCAGCAACAGUCGUCGCAGUCUUUGCCGCUGCAGAUGCAUCAGCAGAAUUCGCCGCCCCAGCAACAAAUGGGACCGGGUUAUCACUCUUCGCCACCGCACCAAUACUCGCCGCCGCAGCACUAUUCGCCGCCCGUCACGUCGCAAUCCUCGCCUAAUCAACCUGCUACGUCGUAUGUGCCGCCUUUGUUCCCGGGCGUGCCCAUGAACAACGGCGUGAACAACAGUCUGAACAAUAGUCUGGACGGUAGCGUGGACGGCAGCAUGAACGGCAGCAUUCACAGCAGCCCGUCCGUCGCGUCGCCCACGGAAAUACCCUCGUAUCCACGCGGGGGAAAUAUGAACAAUUUACGAAACGCUCCUUCUAUGUGCGCUCAAAUGAAUCUACCGUCCACGUCGACCGCGAUCGGUCCGAUCUCACCGAGAGCUCUCGACAUACCGUCCACCUCGAGGCGUUUCCAACCAUGUCCCAGGGAAAGGAGACAACCUUACGAUUGGAUGAAGAAAACGUCGUAUCAGAGUCAACCGAAACCAGUGUGCAACGCCGCGGGAAAUCCGGAUUCGCCGUCGUCGAUUAACGAAUUGUGCUGCCGACUUGAAACAAUCGGGAAAACGCGCACGAAAGACAAGUACAGGGUGGUGUAUUCCGAAUUUCAACGUCUAGAAUUGGAAAAAGAGUUUCGUACGAAUCACUACAUUAACAUCACUCGUAAGAUCGAGCUGGCUGGACAGCUGGAUCUCACGGAGCGUCAGGUGAAAAUUUGGUUUCAAAAUCGACGAGCCAAAGAACGCAAGGAGGAGAAAAAAAGGAAGGAACAAACGGCGGCACGGAACAGAGAGCAAGAGGCGGCGGCUCAGGUGGCGGUCGAGACCAACCGAUUGAUGUCUUAUCCUACCGCCGAACAAAUGGGAAGGAUGUUGAGCGGAGUGAUGCACGCCACCACCGGGGGUCCCACUUCCGCACAGAUAUCCAUGUCGCUGCAAUAUUCGAACCCUAGUCAACACUAGAUUCACUCAAAAAAAAAUAAAAAAACAAAAAAAACGUUCAACAAGGUUGCCUCGAACAAUCCGACGCUGGCUCUUGCUCUUGUAAUUUAUAUUUUUCCGGCUGGAUCUUAUUCGCGAUGAUGAUGUAAUGAUUCGUACGAAAUUCACAAAAAAUACGAAAGCCACACGUGGCUAUUACGUAAUUUUUCGGUAUCGAAUCCGAUUCCGAAAAAUUACACACGAUAGCCGACUUCAGAAAACGAAAAGAGAGAAAGAAGACAAACACACACAAAGGAAUUAAAUCGUCAAACAAGGAAACGCAGGAAAACCCAAAAAGCUUGAUGAAGAACUGGGAAACGUCCAUGAUGAUGCUCAUCAAAAGUAAGUGAAAACCAUAUGUGACACAAAAAUAUAUUCACACUGCUAUAAUAUAUUCCAUAGAAAUAAUCAUAGAAAAAAUUAUUUGGAAAAAAUAGUCUGCUGGUAUAAAAAAAGUACUUAUAUUAGUAAAACCAUGUACUUCAAGAAAUAUAUUAGAAACAAAAAAACUCAGAAAAGGUUUAAGUGAAACUUUCGAAAAUUUCUACGUUCUCAAAUUUCAUAUACAGGUGUCUUUUAGAUAGAGAGAAGAAACAUCCCAGAAAGAAAUAUGACCUGUGUAAGAAACUUGUGACACGAAUCGGAGUGUAGACGUUUGCCGAAGAACAAGUUAUAUACGGAGAAAAAGCGAGAAAUUUAU
Messenger RNA from Pseudomyrmex gracilis, 3087 nucleotides. Its product is annotated as homeotic protein caudal-like. The record is from RefSeq and is a predicted model, not a curated record. Gene Ontology annotation, biological process: regulation of transcription by RNA polymerase II; embryo development; anterior/posterior axis specification. NCBI's taxonomy places the organism in Eukaryota, Metazoa, Arthropoda, Insecta, Hymenoptera, Formicidae. The coding region runs from base 555 to 2369 and encodes 604 amino acids. The transcript is spliced from 4 exons. Gene Ontology annotation, molecular function: RNA polymerase II transcription regulatory region sequence-specific DNA binding; DNA-binding transcription factor activity, RNA polymerase II-specific. Gene Ontology annotation, cellular component: nucleus.